Penicillium mononematosum is the source of this 780-nucleotide messenger RNA. Its product is annotated as putative DNA repair protein Dds20/Mei5. Lineage: Eukaryota; Fungi; Ascomycota; Eurotiomycetes; Eurotiales; Aspergillaceae. The coding region runs from base 1 to 780 and encodes 259 amino acids. The transcript is spliced from 2 exons. The record is from RefSeq and is a predicted model, not a curated record. Gene Ontology annotation, biological process: DNA recombination.
AUGGACAAGCCAUCUAGUAAACGUCGUCGCAUCGACACAGCUACUGCUCUCUCAAAGCCGUUCAAGUCCCCGCUACGCAGACCUGCACCAACAAACACAGACGACAUCCCAUCUGAGUCUGUCGCACCUAGGACUCUGGCGGACACACGAGUCCCAGAGAGUGUUACCAAACCCAAGUCCAACCCAAUAUCAGGUCCACCAGAUCAGACAACAACUCCAGUACCUCCUAAGCCAAAACGCAUACUGCAGAUGUUUACCCCAUUCCCCCUAGAAUCAUGGAAAACAACCGAUCCAGAGAUCCUAGAAGUACAGAAACAGUACCGGGAGAUCAAGUCAAAGGUCGACGCACUCAUCACCGAACUCGAAAUAGCAACUCAGGCCCACAACCUCGAGACCAAUCCCAGAUACAUUGAGAUACCAACUCUCAUCACCAAGUGGCGGCUUGCCAGCCAGGAUGCCGCCGAUGAGGUAUUUGUCGGUGCCAAGGAAAGGUUUAAUCGUAUUGGGGGCAUGGCGGCUUGGAGAGAACGGUCGAAGCGUGAUGCGACUCGCUGGGAGUUUGAUGAGGAGAAUCACGAGCGGGAGCACAUUGAUGAGUAUGAUGGAGAUGUUGAUAACUACGGCGCUGAGAAUUCUCCUGAUCGUCCACUGAAAAACAAUAACGGAGAGGAGGAAAGCCAGGAUGAGGAGUUCACGAUGGAGUUCAUGCUCAAGGCUCUACAUGUUGAUCCUAAGUUGAUUGGAUAUGAUACCAAGGCUCAAAAAUGGAUCAAAAACUGA